Messenger RNA from Xenia sp. Carnegie-2017, 2266 nucleotides. Its product is annotated as synaptic functional regulator FMR1-like. NCBI's taxonomy places the organism in Eukaryota, Metazoa, Cnidaria, Anthozoa, Malacalcyonacea, Xeniidae. The record is from RefSeq and is a predicted model, not a curated record. Gene Ontology annotation, molecular function: mRNA 3'-UTR binding; protein homodimerization activity; translation regulator activity. Gene Ontology annotation, biological process: negative regulation of translation; positive regulation of translation; regulation of mRNA stability. Gene Ontology annotation, cellular component: nucleus; cytoplasmic ribonucleoprotein granule; membrane. The transcript has 15 exons. Bases 55 to 1926 code for a protein of 623 amino acids.
AUUCUUGAAUAUAAUUUGGAAAUGUUGCAACCAAAUUUUUAGGAAGUAUGAAACAUGGAGGAGCUCGCUGUAGAGGUCCUGUCCAAUAAUGGAGGGUAUUACAAGGCAUAUGUGAAAAAUAUUCAUGUUGAAGAAGUGACUGUUGCCCGUCAAGAUAAUUGGACAAACGCUACUCGUGUAGAGUUUGCCAAAGUGCGCUUACCACCGGUGUCAAACUUACGCCGCGAUCUCUAUGUCGAUGAUAUGAUAGAGGUCCUGUCAAAAGUUGAAGAGAAAGAUCCACCUUGUUGGUGGCUUGCUCGAAUUAUCUCAAAGAAAGGCGAGUUUUACAUUGUACAAUAUGUUGGUUGGGAGUCGUCCUUUAACGAGAUUGUACCCCGUGAAAAAAUGCGUCCUGUCAACACUAAUGAAGCGAUCACGCGGUCUAUGUAUAGUAAAUGUAUAAUUGAUGUUCCUCAAGAUUUGCAGCAAAUAUGCAAGGAUGCAAACGUUCACCGCGAAUUCAAACUUCAGAGCGGAGUAGCAUUGGUGGACUACAGUGCUGAACUUGCUAAUCUUAUAUGUUUAUCGCGAUCAGAAAAGGCAGUGAAGAAAGCCGCAAUACUUAGCGAAAUGCAUUUCCGUAGUUUGAGAACGAGGUUACUGCUGUACAGCUGGAUAAACGAUACAGCUGUUCAACUACAGCAUGCCCAAACUCAAUUUGGUAUUACUGAAGUGUUGAAACUUCCAGAGAAUUUAAUGGGUCUGGCUAUUGGUGCACAGGGAGCAAAUAUUCAGAAAGCUAGAAAACUUCCUGGUAUUCGAUCAAUAGAAGUCGACGAAGAAAAAUGUUCGCUACACAUUACAGGCGAAAAUGAAAGUUGCAUCAGUCAAGCAAUAAGUCUUUUGGAUUUCGCUGAAGAAGUCGUUUCUGUCCCAAAGACGUUUGUAGGGAAAGUUAUCGGUCGAAAUGGUAAAAUUGUACAGGACAUUGUUGAUCGCUCUGGUGUUUUUCGUGUGCGAAUUGAACCUCCCGAGAACAAGUGUAACGUUGUAAAUGAAGAAGAUCCUCAGAAGUCUGUUAAAAAAGAAGUUAAUUUCCUGUUUGUUGGUACACGUGACAGUAUCGACAAUGCAAAAAUGAUGCUGAAUUACCAUCUAAGUCAUUUGGAGGAAGUAGCAAAAAUAAAGAAAGAAAAAGAAAAUCUUGAACAAAAGUUAAAGAACAUGGGACUUUCUCCACAAGCAGGACCUUCAUAUUUACCUUCACUGGCCGAAAUGAGAACUGGAACAAAUAUUGCUAUGUCAGGAUUUGAAUCAUCACGUGAUCGAUCAUUCACUACAGAAAGUUAUGCUGGAGACUUGAACAAAGCGCCUGAAUUCACCAGUAAUAGAAGCGACGAAGUUGACCUGGGACCAAGGAUUCGUACAAGUAGUAUGAAUGAAGCAGGAGUAGAAACGAGGGAUUUAAAGACUGUCACUGGAGCAUUACGAGGGAUUAAGGAGGAAAGAGAAGACGACAGACACGUUCAAUCUGUUCACAAUAGAGCACGAGCCACUACUGAUUGUUUGCCGCCAAACCUUGAACGGAAUAAUUGUCAAAACAAUCAAAGAGAUCGCUCUUCUAGUGACGGAGGAGCAGGACUUGUGAAGAAGAAAAUUCGUCAAGAAAGAAAAGGAAUCAAUGAAAAUUGGCGACAGUCUAGUGAAGAAAAGGAUCAAAACUGUACAGUUGUUUUAAAUGAUUUGGAAACACAAGAGAAUGAGAUAUUACGUGAAAAUAAAAAUGUUGGAGAUUCAAGUCAAAGUUAUAAUAAAAAAACUAAUUAUUAUGGAACAAACAAUAGAGGGAACAUGAAACGAAACCACAAACAUGAAGACAAGAAAAGUGAAAUAGAGAAAGGCUCACGUCAAUCUGGAAAUGGAGGUGUUCAUAACGUUAAAUGAGAACAGUAAUAAAAUUUCAUUUAAAAUCACUUCUACGUAGUUUAUGCUUGGUCAAUGAUUUCGUGCGCCUGUGUGAUUAUUCAAAAAUAAGCUAGUUUACUUACUGGAUAUUCCUACGAAAUAUUCCAUUGUAGUUCUUUAUUUGUUAUUUGAGAGAUACUCCUUUUAUGAAGUUCUUUAAUAAUUCUUUAUUGGUUAUAGUGCUGACCUAUAAAAAGUGAAACAAAACAAUUUAUCUGUAAGAUAAUGUACAAAAAAUACAAAAAUAUUGUAUAUAUUGGACUAGUCACCAGAAUUGCUUUCUAUGGUAAAAUCUAUAAAUUGAUGUAUAUACAACAUA